Molecule: messenger RNA, 1639 nt
Organism: Notolabrus celidotus (New Zealand spotty)
Lineage: Eukaryota; Metazoa; Chordata; Actinopteri; Labriformes; Labridae
Exons: 4
Coding region: 54-554 (166 amino acids)
Source: RefSeq, a predicted model, not a curated record
UCUCACAUUUGCAGGAUCCAAGAUGUGACUUCAUCCAAGGUGCUGGUCCGAUCAUGGCCUCCAAACUGAGCGUGCUGCUGCUGUUCCUGGCUGUUGCCACGGUAUCUGUGCUGGCCCAGAGGCGACGCCCGGCGUCAACACCAACAUCAACCUCAACGAGCACGGACGAGUGGAACUUCAGGGAUGGCUCUGAGAGGGUGAACAUGCGUAACGUGGCCAACCUGACUCAGAUUCUGGACAACUGGAGGUUUGACAUCCUGAGCCAGAUGAGAGGACUCCUGCAGAACGACCACCAGUCUCUGCUGCCCGACUACGCCAGGAUCCAGCCUCUCUCUGAGGCUUUGGACGACCUCUACAAGGAGUUCAACGCCCUCAAAGCUCACCUGGGCGACCUGACCGAGAAGUUUUCUGCCAUAGAAACCUUCAUCGACGAGUUCAAGGCUGGAGGGGCCAACAACGCCAACGCUGGUCCUGCUUCCAAUCCCGUUCCCGCCACUGUCCCCAGACAGGUCGGGAGGAGGGUGGUGAAGAAGAAAGCCGUGACUUCCUCCUAACCAGCCAAUGACGCGCUUUGACUUUCCUAAAAUCUGCCUUCUUCUAUCUCUGUCUUGUUUGUCAUGUAUUUCAACUUAUAUGAGUAAGCUAACCCCUUUUUGAUUGUAUCAUUGUUUUGUUCUGUGUUUUAUUCUCAAUUUAAAAAACAAAAAAAUGUAAAACUAAGGGAUACACGCAUGCAGUAUGGACGUAAACUGUGUCCAAGAAUUGGAUGUAGCCUCAAAGACGAACAUGUUAAGCCACUGAGAAAGUGUCGUAAACCUGCAUUCUUUCUAGUGUCCAGCAGGGGGCGACUCCGCUGGCUGCAAAUAGAAGUCCAAACUCCUCACUGGAAGUUCGGCCUCAGCUGUUACUAACAUUUUAAACUGUUAUUUCACUUAAAAAGAUUAGCGUUGCAUCUGAUGUCAGUUGCUCAUAAUUAUGAAUUCACCUUGCUAACCAAGCUCGCAUUAGUAUUAGAUCAGAAUUUAUAAAAUUAUGUUUGCAGUUUUGACAAAAUGCAGUUUUUGUGCCUCAAAAAAGUCCAGAAAACUGUAUGCAUGUUCUGUUUUGGUCACCACCACCCAGCUAUAUUCGGUAUUUUCUGAGAUAAUUCCCUGGUAGAUAUUUUCUGUUCUUGCUCUCUUAUUACAGUAAUCGGUGUACACAAACUGGUUUUGUGCUAAAUUAACUGUUAAUUAAAAAAAUUGGAUGCAUAUUUUGCUAAAUUGAUCAGGCAAAGUUGCACCAUUAUUUUCUUGGCAAGGAUUUGUUGGAUUGCAUGCAGAAAAAACAUGAAAAUUUGACAGUUAAACUAAGUUUCUAAGUUUGUUUCACUCUGUUGGAAUUUUUAAACUCAACAUGUUUUCUAUUUUUUAAGUGAAAUGAUUUGAACGGUUUAAUCCCAGGGUACAUUAACUAUCUUGCAAAAACUCUAAAGUUUCUGAGGUUUGUUUCGACAGAUUUGCUGAAUCCUGUUCCUUCAAAUGUCCUGAUAAGCUAAGCUGGUGUACAAAAAACUUGUUCUGUUGGUUUUGAUGCUUUUUGGUUUGGGUUUACUGCUGCAUUGUAUGAGUUCCUAAUAAACUCACUUACUGCAUCCAAA